Molecule: messenger RNA, 2650 nt
Organism: Coregonus sp. 'balchen'
Lineage: Eukaryota; Metazoa; Chordata; Actinopteri; Salmoniformes; Salmonidae
Source: the annotation of a GenBank genome assembly
AUGAAGUUGAACUGGGAGAGGAAGAGGAGGAGGCGGAGGAAGAAAAAUAAGUGCCUCUCCACAUUCAAGCGCUACAGAGGUACAACUUUGACCAGAGGUCAUUCUGUGUACAUGAUUAUUAGCUGAGAUACUAGGUAAUUUAGAUCCUUCAACUCAUAUCAUUAUUUUAGAACCUGCCAUUAUUCCACUUUAGCGUAAUGAGCUAUUUCCCUCAAAUCAAUGGGGUUUUAAUGGAGCCUAGUUGUCCUAGCAUCUCUCCCAUUGCCCUAGGCCUAGGGCACUGUAGUAGUUAUAUUUUCCUUUCACCUUGAUGGCCUUGUAUGACUCAAAUGUAAACAGACAUCAAUGCUCUCAGUGUGUUACCUAUCUCCUGACUGUAUGGGUGUUUCAACCCCCAUAUGUGAGCUUUUCACAGGUGGCUGGUGGUACAGGGAGGACAGGCUCAUUGUAAUUGCUGGAAUGUAAGAAUGGUAUGAAACACAUCAAACGUGGUAUUAUGAGCCGUCCUCCCCUCACCAGCCUCCUGUGGAGCCUGUAUUGGCUAGGUUGAAGACAAAAGAGGUAAGGACAAGUUGUAUUCAUGUGCGCAAGCUUUCGAAAUUAAACAGAUUCAUGUUUAUUCUAGUUGAUAACUAACAUCGCUGGUCUGUUUGUUUAGAAUUAUUCUGCAUCUAUGCAAAGAGUUAUGGGAUAUUAGAAAUCCUCCUAUCCUGGGUAUCUUCUACCUAGCAUGUUAUUGGUUCGAUGUCACAACAUACAACUUUGGGGGUGUUUCAGCAACAGUGCAAAGUUCUACAUUGCAGUCUACAGUACACUAUGACAUCACCCAAAGAACUGUAGAAUGCACUGUUGCACUCUAAAUAUGAUGGAACUGUGCCUUCACUUUAGCCUCUGAAUCACAAUGUCAGUAUUCUCAUUGUAGCAACUUGUUUUUGAAGCCUCCAUGCAGGCUAAAAAGUAUGGUUUGAUUUGAUAAAUUAUUAGAUGUUGUUAUUAUAAUGCUUAUUGACUGCAAUAUAAAUUGGCUGUAGUGAGAGUAUCCAUGCAUUGACUUACAGGGCUUUAGGGAAUAAAGCUUUCCUCCAGCCAGUGAGCAAGGAUGAGAUUAUUGCUCCAAAGGCCCGUGAGAUCUAUCAGAAAGCAAAAGGUGAGAGAGUCAUUUUGAUAAUGCAAAUAUAUGACCGGGUUCAUGCACUGAAACACAAUACAAACAACACUUUUUUUAAAAUGUGUAUCUGGGUUUGGCUACAUUGCUGCUAUCCUCAAAAAAGUGUGCUUGAUACAGUAGGCAGACUACAGUACUAAUUAGCAGUAUUGUGUUUUGAAGUGGAUGACAUUUGACAUAUUUUCAAUAUGUCUGUAACAGUCCUGGAUUCCAAAGAGAUCUGGAACAUUCUUAGGGAGGAGUCUGAGUCCAAACUGGCUCAGAUGGAGACGGCCAUUGACGGGCCCUCAGUGAUCAAGGUUUCCCUGAUACUACACAGAGAACACAUCCUGUCACAAUGUCACACACCGUUACCAACCAUGACCUGUGUCAUCUUUAUAAGACAUUCAACCAAUGCAAAACUCUGUUGUCUAGAAAAACCAACAAGUAGAUUUCUAGAUACUUGCUUAGAUUCGAUUUGCACUCUCUUUCUUUCUCUCUCUCUCUCUCUCCCUUUCUCCCCCUCUCAGGCGUUUGAUUACAGGAUGGAGUGUCAGAAGCUGCUGGAGGUUCAGGGGCAAGGGAAGUCUAGCCGCCAUAAGAAUCGAGUGGCGCUCAUGUUCAAGGCCUCGGAGGCCAACCUGGACAGGAGAACCCUGCUCAUAGCCAACAACCCCCUGCCCGACCUCCAUAACCUGAAGGAGGGUGACAGCCCCACCAAAUACCUGGCAGGCAACCCCCUCGCACCCGCCCCCGCCCUCACCAAGGUAAGAGGUCAUUUCAAAAAUCAUGUGAUGUUGAGAAAAAUCCCAAAGCCUAACUGCGCAAAAAGCAAGAGUCAUGUGGAUAGCUUGAAUAUUGAAUGCUCUUAAAUUGGUAAAUUCGCUGUUCCCUCAGAGGCUUGAAGCCAUUCGGGGUCGUCAGAGUGGUUUGCUUCCUCUGAAACAUCCUCUUAAAUUGCCAUCUGGGACGAGAAGAGAGGGCAGCAAGCGGAGUAGCGGUGGGUGUGCUGGGAAAGAGUUGAGUGGUUGAGUGGUCUUGAGUUGUCACAAAUAAUUUGAAACAUCAUAUUUCUCUCCAUUACCAUGUACAGUUAGGGAUAUUAAUGAAUGGCAAUACUUUGUGGUCCCACAGAGCUCAAUCAUGGGUGCGAACACGUCUCUGUGUGCAGUUCUCUGAGGAUAGGUCAACGGAUUCAGACAGGGACAACGGACAAGAAGGUAUUUCAUCACACGCGACGGAACAUUAUUUUUGGUGAUGCUGAUGAUUACGAUGAUAUUAAUAUUUGUGUGUGUGUGUGUGUGUGUGUGUCUGUAUCUAGGUGUUGCCCUAGAUCUGACCCAGAGCACUGAGGUCAAAGAUCAGUGCACUGAACUGUGUGAGCCCCUCACUCUCUCGGCCCUGCUGGAGACUGCAGUCACAGUAACAGCACCAGGACAGGGGGCGUUCCGCUAUGGACAGAUCACCUACUGGAACGGGACCAGCAGCUGUGAACUGCCGCCAUGA